Molecule: messenger RNA, 666 nt
Organism: Funneliformis geosporum
Lineage: Eukaryota; Fungi; Glomeromycota; Glomeromycetes; Glomerales; Glomeraceae
Source: the annotation of a GenBank genome assembly
AUGGAUGUCGCGUUCAACCCUGAACCACUGGAAUUUUAUCGAUACCUGAAUCGUAAAACGAAACGUGUCGCUACGAACGCAUAUUUUGAUGCUCUUUCAUUCGUUUUGACAUUAUCAGAAAGUAUUCCCAAAGAGAGAAUGGCAUUAUUUCAAGAAAUUCAGAAUAAAUGGAAUUUCAAUAAAGACUGGUGUGUGUAUGUCGCGGAAAAAUCAGCGUCAAUAUCUGUAAUGGCGUGUCAUAAUAUUCAAAGAAGUUAUAAUCGUGAGGUUUCUUAUCACUCCUUAGUAAAUGAAAAAAAUGUACCCGCAAGUGUCUUUUACAAAAAAGCUAUGGUUGUUGUUUUCGAAGAUGAGUCAAAAGAAUCUGGGUCAGAAGAAGGUCCAGUAAAAGAUGGUCAAAAAGCUGAGGUUACUUUCGAAGAUGAGUCAGAAGCUUAUGAAGAUGAGUCGGAAGGUUCAGAGAACGAUGAUCAGAAUAAUCAAAAUCCAUUCAUAGCUAUAGAUUGGCAUGAGUGGUUAGAAAGAAUUCUGGAAGUCAGAGAUCGACUAACUCUUAGAACAAUAUUUUUAAGAAGAAAAGGGGACUAUAAGGAUGAAGAAGAAUUAUCUGCAGUUUUUCACUUAGUUGGGACUUCCGGUUCCAAUUCAUUGAAAUAUUUGAAUUGA